Hydractinia symbiolongicarpus is the source of this 468-nucleotide messenger RNA. RefSeq lists its product as uncharacterized. NCBI's taxonomy places the organism in Eukaryota, Metazoa, Cnidaria, Hydrozoa, Anthoathecata, Hydractiniidae. Bases 2 to 433 code for a protein of 143 amino acids. The record is from RefSeq and is a predicted model, not a curated record. The transcript has 2 exons.
GAUGUGGUAUGCUAUCACGGAAUAUAUUUGGGGCUCGGGCGAGCAACCACAAACACGAUCGCAAUCAAAAAUAGAGGAAGGAUGGGUAUUAGUACAAGCGGAAAAUAAGGAAGUUAACACUAAGGCUAAUAUCGAGAGUGAAAGCAAAGUGGAUAAGGCGCCACAGCGCAAAUCUCCAAAAAGAAAAUCGUUAUCCAGAGACCUGUGUUACGAAAACGGCACAAAAGAAAUAUCUACAAAACGACAGGAGUCCAUAAAACGAACUGUGCAGCGCAAUGUAGGUGUUUCAGUUAAGGGAAAAGAUGGCGUAAGGUACCGAAAAAUCGAAACAGCAAGAAAACUCAAAAGAAAAGAAAUUCAUAAUAGUUUCCAAACAAAACGACGUGUUAAGCAAAAUAUAUUCCAACCCAGAAACACUGGCACACAUCAUUAAAAAUAGAUUAGUAAAAAAUUAUAUUAUAUUAACAA